Solea senegalensis (Senegalese sole) is the source of this 7374-nucleotide messenger RNA. It is a transcript of the gene cacna1fa, whose product is annotated as calcium channel, voltage-dependent, L type, alpha 1F subunit a. The coding region runs from base 645 to 6842 and encodes 2065 amino acids. The transcript is spliced from 47 exons. Gene Ontology annotation, biological process: calcium ion import across plasma membrane. Lineage: Eukaryota; Metazoa; Chordata; Actinopteri; Pleuronectiformes; Soleidae. Gene Ontology annotation, cellular component: membrane; voltage-gated calcium channel complex. The record is from RefSeq and is a predicted model, not a curated record. Gene Ontology annotation, molecular function: high voltage-gated calcium channel activity.
CUAUUUGCUGUGAAAGUGCGCCCCCGUGUAGCCUUUGUCCUGGAACUGCACCCUGCUGUUUCUGUUUAGAGUCCUAAAACAAGUUCCGCCAACCUGCUGUAAUAAACCAUCCUGUCAUCUCCACCCUGACAUUCACUUCUUAAUAUUCUUCUUCCUGUAUAACGUUAACUCUUCAACAAAGUCCCAGUGAGCCACAGAGUUUCUCUGAGCUCUUCCUCCACCUUCCCCUUGACAGAUUUCCACUGUCAUCCUUUUAAACGGCUCAGCGUGCCUAAUCCUGACGACUGACCACCGAGGAUAUGGGGACACGUUUGUCGUAAUAUUUCUAGCCUUUAUGUGCCUUCAUAGAUUAAGAAGGAAAAAAAUAGAAUAUAUUACAGUUUACAUUUACUGGAGUGAGAAAUUAACAGAAAGCAGCUUUAAUUGGAUUUGCAGGCUGCAGGCAGGCGGUGAGCAGGAUGGCCCUGUAGCCUCUUCUGAGCUGUACCGACACGCUGCAUAUGGAUAUGAAGAGAAGACAGGCUGCAGGUGGUGCUUCCUUCAAAAACUCUCUCUGGAAAGUUUUGCAUCUGUGAUCCAUCACGCAUCGCAGAUUAACUGAGGAGUUGAUGGUGGGAUCUGUUUUGUGGCGUUAAACUGCGGACAUGGAUGGGGCAAAGAAAGAUGCUCCCCCUGGGGGCGAUGCAGGCAAGUCAGACACCCUCGGGUCAACUGGCUCCUCCAGAAAACGAGGUGGGGGGGCCAAGAAGGCGAUGCAGGCGAACAAGUCUGCACUGCGGGCCCCCCGAGCUCUCUGCUGCCUCACCCUCAGCAACCCCAUCCGUAUGGCUGCACUGGCCCUAGUGGAGUGGAAGCCCUUUGAUAUUUUCAUUCUACUUGCCAUUUUUGCCAACUGUGUAGCCAUGGGUGUAACCAAGCCAUACCCAGACGAUGACUCUAACGCUACCAAUCACCAACUGGAACAAGUUGAAUACGUCUUCCUCGUCAUCUUCACCAUCGAGACCUUCACUAAAAUUCUUGCCUACGGUUUGGUCAUGCACCCCAGCGCCUACAUACGCAGCGGAUGGAACUUGCUCGAUUUCAUUAUCGUCAUCGUCGGGUUGUUCAGUGUCAUAGCAGAGGCCAUGACAGAUCAUAAGCCAGGAGAGGCCCAUCAUGCUGCAGGAAAACCUGGAGGCCUGGAUGUCAAAGCGCUCAGAGCGUUCAGGGUGUUGCGACCACUUCGACUUGUAUCUGGUGUACCAAGCUUACAGAUUGUGUUGAACUCCAUCAUGAAAGCCAUGGUGCCCCUUCUCCACAUCGGUAUGUUGGUCAUGUUCGUCAUCAUCAUCUACGCCAUCAUCGGCUUGGAGCUCUUCAUCGGCAGGAUGCACAAGACGUGUCACUUCACCACCACAGGUCUCAUAGUGGAGGACGACCCCUCACCCUGUGCUUUUGCCGGUUCCGGUCGCUUUUGCGUGGACAACGGGACUGAGUGCAGGGGCAAGUGGGAGGGUCCCAACGGCGGCAUCACAAACUUUGACAACAUCUUCUUUGCCAUUCUGACAGUUUUCCAGUGCAUCACGAUGGAGGGCUGGACAGAUGUUCUCUACUGGAUGAAUGACGCCAUUGGUUUUGAAAUUCCAUGGGUUUACUUUGUGUCUCUCGUCAUCUUUGGAUCGUUUUUCAUCAUCAAUCUUGUAUUGGGUGUGUUGAGCGGAGAGUUCUCCAAAGAAAGAGAAAAGGCUGUGGCACGUGGCGAGCUGCAGAAGGCGCAGGAGAGCAAACAGAUGGAGGAAGACAUGAUUGGCUACAUGGACUGGCUCAUAGAGGCUGAGGAUGUGGACGAGGAAGGAAACAAACGUGCUGCGAUUGCAAAGAAAAAGAUGAUGAAGAAGUUUGGCUGGUACAAACACAGUGAGGAUGGUGGAGCCGAGUCAGACUCAGAUGAUGACAUAGCUUACCUCGACGAUGACAGUGGCUUCUGUGCAUCCCUCAUGGCAAAGAUGAUGGCUAAUAGCUUCUGUGACCAGUUGUGUCAGCUGAAUCACAAUUUUAGGAAGAACUGCCGUGUUGCUGUUAAAACCACAAACUUUUACUGGUUGGUUCUCCUGCUGGUGUUCCUCAACACUGUGGCCAGUGCUUCUGAGCAUUACGGACAGCCAAAGUGGCUCACAGAAAUGCAAGAGCGAGCCAACAAGAUCCUGUUGCUGCUGUUCACUCUGGAGAUGCUGAUGAAGAUGUACGCCUUUGGUCUGCAGAUCUAUUUUAUGGCGCUUUUCAACCGUUUCGAUUGCUUUGUGGUGUGCGGCGGCAUCCUGGAGACUAUGCUUGUCGAGAUGGAUGCCAUCCCGCCCAUCGGCAUCUCUGUGCUGCGGUGCAUCCGACUGCUCAGGAUAUUUAAAAUGACUCGACACUGGGCUGCUUUGUCGGACCUGGUCAACUCACUACUUAACUCUAUGAAAGCUAUUCUCUCCCUUCUUCUCCUGCUCUUCCUCUUCCUCAUCAUCUUUGCCUUGCUGGGAAUGCAGUUGUUUGGAGGCAAAUUCAACUUUGAUGAGAUGCAGAUGAAGAGAAGCACCUUUGAUUCGUUUCCUCAGGCUCUGCUCACCUGUUUCCAGAUUCUCACUGGAGAGGACUGGAAUGCCGUGAUGUACGACGGCAUCAUGGCCUAUGGAGGACCCAUCUUCCCCAACAUGGUGGUGUGCAUGUACUUUGUCAUCCUUUUUGUCUGUGGCAACUACAUUCUGCUCAACGUCUUCUUGGCUAUCGCUGUGGACAACUUGGCAGGAGGUGGCGGGAAGAAAGACGUGGAAGAGAAAAAGGAAGAAGAGGAAGAGUGGGACGAUGAUGAAGAGAAAGAGGAUGAAGACACAGGGAAUGAUGAGGACGACUGGCAGGAAAAUGAGGAGCUGAGAGCCAUUGAAGGACUUGAAGGAGUGGCUCCAUUAAAGCCAGAUUUCUCAGGGCCCAAAGAGAAGAUCGUGCCGAUUCCUGACGGAAGCUCAUUCUUCAUUCUUGGAAAGAAAAACUGUUUGCGAGUUGCCUGCCACAACCUCAUCCAUCACCCCUACUUCACCAACUUCAUCCUCAUCUUCAUCAUCUUCAGUAGUAUUUCCCUGGCUGCUGAGGAUCCAAUCAAAUCCCACUCAUUCAGAAAUAUUGUGCUCGGUUAUGCCGAUUAUGUGUUCACAUCCGUUUUCACGGUGGAGAUUGUACUAAAGAUGACAGUGUACGGAGCUUUUCUGCACACCGGCUCCUUCUGUAGAAACGCCUUCAACCUCCUCGACCUGCUGGUUGUCAGUGUGUCGUUAAUGUCUUUCUUCCUGCAUUCAAGUGCAAUCUCUGUGGUGAAGAUUCUCCGCGUGCUCCGUGUGCUCAGGCCUCUUCGAGCCAUCAACAGAGCUAAAGGCCUCAAGAAUGUGGUGCAGUGUGUGUUUGUGGCGAUCCGCACCAUCGGUAACAUCCUGAUCGUCACAACGCUCCUUCAGUUCAUGUUUGCGUGUAUUGGAGUUCAGCUCUUCAAGGGCAGAUUCUACAGCUGCACAGAUGAAGCCAAACACACUCCAGACGAGUGCAAAGGAACAUAUGUCGUCUAUAAAGACGGGGACAUGAACCACCCCAUGGUGAGAGAGAGGAUUUGGCAAAACAGCGACUUUAACUUUGACAAUGUGCUGAACGGCAUGUUGGCUUUAUUCACCGUGUCGACGUUUGAAGGCUGGCCACUGCUCCUUUACCGGGCUGUGGAUGCCAAUGCCAUAAACCGUGGACCCAUUUACAACUACCGAGUAGAAAUCUCCAUCUUUUUCAUCAUCUACAUCAUCAUCAUCGCCUUCUUCAUGAUGAACAUUUUUGUGGGUUUCGUCAUCAUCACGUUCCGAGAGCAGGGAGAGGCCGAGUUUAAAAACUGUGAACUCAACAAAAAUCAACGCCAGUGUGUGUACUACGCACUGAAAGCUCAACCCAUAAAGAUUUACAUUCCCAAAAACCCAUCACAGCUCAAAUUCUGGAGAAUUAUCAACUCCAGCCAGUUUGAAUAUGUGAUGUUUGUGCUAAUUCUGGGAAACACUCUCACUCUGGCUAUUCAGCAUUACGAGCAGUCUAAGAAUUUUACCUCCGUCAUGGACAUCCUCAACAUGAUCUUCACUGUGGUUUUCACCAUAGAGAUGAUCAUCAAGUUGCUGGCUCUGCGGGUUCAUCAUUACUUCAUCGACCCGUGGAAUUCAUUUGACGCUUUGAUUGUCGUGGGGAGCGUGUUAGACAUCGCAGUCUCAGAAUUCAGUGGAGGAGGUCAUGGCGAGGGUAAAGGAGAAAGUGGGAAAGUGUCCAUUACGUUCUUCCGACUGUUCCGAGUCCUGAGGUUGGUCAAACUGCUCAGUAAAGGAGAAGGUAUUCGAACGCUUCUCUGGACUUUUGUCAAGUCCCUCCAGGCUCUGCCUUAUGUCGGUCUGCUCAUCGCCAUGAUCUUUUUCAUUUAUGCUGUGAUUGGUAUGCAGACAUUUGGGAGAGUAGCUGUUGAUGACAACACAGAAAUCAACAGAAACUGCAACUUCCAGACUUUCUUCAUGGCUGUUCUGGUGCUUUUCAGGUGUGCGACUGGAGAACAGUGGCAGGAGAUCAUGUUGGCAGCUCUGCCUGGAAGACGCUGUGACCCAGAGGCUGACAUUGAACCCGGAGAGGAGUACUCCUGUGGAAGCAACUUGUCCUACGUCUACUUCAUCAGCUUCUUCAUGCUCUGUGCUUACCUGAUUAUCAACUUGUUCAUCGCUGUCAUCAUGGACAACUUUGAAUACCUGACACGAGACUGGACUGUGCUGGGCACCCACCACCUGGACGAGUUCAAGAGAGUUUGGUCCGACUACGAUCCAGAAGCCACCGGCCGUAUUAAGCACAUUGACGUCGUCACGAUGUUGCGAAGGAUUCAGCCACCUCUCGGUUUUGGAAAACUAUGUCCUCAUCGUGUUGCUUGCAAAAGGCUUGUUUCCAUGAAUGUCCCUCUGCACGGUGAUGGGACAGUCACCUUCAACGCUACUCUAUUUGCUCUGGUGCGAACCUCGCUGAAGAUCAAGACUGAAGGUGCCAUAGACAAGCAGAAUGAAGAGCUAAAGCUGAUAAUUAAGAAGCUUUGGAAGCACACUAAGCCCAAGCUCAUCGAUGAAGUCAUUCCUCCCCCUAGAGGUGAUGAGGUGACAUGUGGGAAGGUUUACGCCAGUUUCUUGAUCCAGGACUAUUUCAAAAAGUUCCGCAAACGAAAGGAAAGGGAGAGGAAAUCCAAAAGGAAGGACAAGAUGGCUUCUCUCCAGCAAGGGCUGCGGACGCUGCAGGACCUGGCUCCAGAGAUGCGUCUGGCACUCGCCAAUGACCUGGACGAAGAGGAAGGCGCAGAAACAUGUGAUGAGGUUUUCGACAGUGGGCCUGGGACCUCGGUGACCACCACGCCCGCCAGCACGCCAAUGCCACCCAUAGAGAUGCUGGUGGAACAGACGAGUGUGAUCGUCGAGCCAGAGCCCAAAAAAUUCAACAUGGGCGUGAUCACAGAGCAGGUCAUGGGUCGACAAGAGCACCAGAGACCAGGAUCAGAACUGGAAGCUGCAAGUGUUGUCAUAAAGCAGCCUGUCAGGUCCAAGCCCCUGCCCACCAGGGUGAACAGGGUGGACUCCCUCAGUGAGGUACCUGCUACUCCUCCUCCUCCUCCUCCUCCUCCACCACCACCUCCCCCAGAGACUCUGACAGCUGAAGAACCUGUGAUGGCAGCUACAAGUGGAGCAGCCGAGCAGGUGUAUAUUGGUGAAGGUGAUGCUUUGGGUCUGGCAUCAGUCGACAGAUACGUGUAUCCAGAAGCUGUCUCUCCUGUACCGACUGAGACAGGCUACAAUGGACAGAGUUUGGAAAGAGCGAACAGCAUCGGGGAAAUACCUUAUGACACUUACGAUGUGAAUGACUUCAACGGUUACAGUGACACAAACGUGAAUGGAGGGAGUGUCGCCACAAGCCCCACCCCCUAUUCCACAAACGGAUAUAACGGGAGCGACUAUGGCGGCUACAGUGAUUACAACGGCAGCGUCAUCAGCGCCAACGGUAACGGAAGUGCAGUGAAUGGCUGCAAUGAUAAUGGCAGCAGCGUGAGAGGUUACGCUGGGAAUGACUACAGUGCAAAUGAAAACGGCGGCUCACAGUUUGUCAGGAGGCGGCUCCUUCCUGCCAUACCCAGAGGCCGUAAACCUACCUUCAACUUCCAGUGUUUGAGACCUCAGAGCAGUGUGGACGACGUCCCCAUCCCAGGAAACUACUGUGGGAACUCAUCACCAUCCAGAUCCCGUCUACAGGCGCAGCACAGCCUGGACUCUCGGCCCAGCAGUGUGUCCUCCAUGUCAUCCGUCUCCUGGACACACACAGCAGCAGCUGGCACCACUCCCGUACCGGGAAUAAUUGCCCCCUCGGGGCGCAGGGGCAAGCUCAUCUACACUCCUAUGAUCCUGGUGGACGAAGCCGCCGGCACCAGCCAGCCACUGUGGGCCGACGGCUCUGCCAGCCUCCCUGCGGGAAGCCGUCCUGGAUGGUACCCGGGUCAGGCCAGGAACUUCAGCAGCAUGAGGAUGCCACCAGUCAACCAGGGCUUCGUGAACAAAGGCAGCGCAGACAGUCUGGUUGAGUCGAUCUUGAUCUCCGAGGGUCUGGGUAUCUAUGCCAGGGACCCGAAGUUUGUGAGUUUCGCCAAGAAGGAGAUUGCUGACGCCUGUCACAUGAGCCUGGACGAAAUAGAGAGUGCCGCCACUGACCUGAUAGUACGUGGAGCCAGCCAGUCCAUCUCUCGCUUUGAGGAGGACCUCGCCGACGAGAUGAACUGCGUGAUUUCUUACUGAGAUCAGCUCAACAGAUAGAAACUGUAUGUUUUUGUCCUGUUUGGAGAAAAAGAAAUGAUGUGCUUUUGUUUGUGAAUGCCAAAACACAAAUGCACUUAUUCUAAGAGCAUGUCAGCAUGUGGCAGGACUCAGCAAGGUUUCCCGUGAGCACCAUGACUGCGGUGUUUUGCAGAAGAGCCUGCUGUAAAAUGACAAACCAUCAUCACUGUAACACAUUGUAUUUUUUUUCCUUUUGUACCUUUUGUCAUUGUCACUUCAAACAAGUAGUUUUUUUUCAGAUGUAAUCCUAGCACCAGCCUGUAAAGUCAGAUUAUCUUCUAAUAUUUAUUAGAUCGAUAACAACUUUACACUUUGUUACAAUGAUGAGUCUGUGAGUGCCCAAUUGCAUUAGCUAUUUGAGAGAAACAUUCUAUUAUGAUUUACUGAAUAUCCCCUAAUAUUAAGCACAGCAAAAAAUAAUGUAUAUAUAUAUAUCUUUUUGUCUAAUGAGGUGUUGUAUCCAUUAUGUAUAAAUAAAACAGGUUUUCUCUAA